Messenger RNA from Australozyma saopauloensis, 2889 nucleotides. RefSeq names its product proteasome regulatory particle base subunit (gene RPN2). Bases 1 to 2889 code for a protein of 962 amino acids. The record is from RefSeq and is a predicted model, not a curated record. Gene Ontology annotation, molecular function: enzyme regulator activity. NCBI's taxonomy places the organism in Eukaryota, Fungi, Ascomycota, Pichiomycetes, Serinales, Metschnikowiaceae. The transcript has a single exon. Gene Ontology annotation, biological process: proteasome-mediated ubiquitin-dependent protein catabolic process; regulation of protein catabolic process. Gene Ontology annotation, cellular component: proteasome storage granule; proteasome regulatory particle, base subcomplex; proteasome complex.
AUGGCAUUGGUAACCGCAGCCCCGUACCUCGCGUUGCUCUCAGAGCAUGACCCGAGCUUAAAGUCCCAUGCCCUCACCUCGCUCAAUGGCGUUGCUCACCAGCUUUGGGCGGAAAUCGCCAACAACUUGGUAGACCUCGAGGAACUCUCCGAGGACGACGCCUUCGCCAACCACAACUUGGCUGCGCUUGUCAUUUCCAAGGUGUACUACAACUUGGGCGAUUUCGAGUCUGCAGUCAAAUACGCGCUUCGCUCUGGCCCCGAGUUUGACGUCGAGGAGAAGAGUCAGUAUGUGGAAACCAUUGUUUCUCACUGCAUUGACUUGUACAUCGUAGAGUCCAGCAAGGCCUAUAUUCUGCAAAACGCUGCCGAGCCUGAUAAGAGACUCUUGGCUGUGUUCGAGCAUAUGGUCCACAAGUGCCUCAAAGCAGGAGAUGUGAAGCUUGCCUUGGGCAUUGCCUUGGAGAGUUAUCGGUUGGACAUUGUGGGCAGUAUUCUCAGCUCUGAGUUGGCCAAAGAUGAGGAGGUUGGCAGCCUGCUAAUUACUUAUGUGUUGCUGAGUGCCAAGCAAGUUCUUCCAAAUGCCUCGUUCCGCACUGAAGUGUUGCAAGCUUUGUUUGCGCAGUUGGAAGCACAAGAAAACCCCGACUUCUUCACAAUCUUCCGCAUUCUUGUCCAAUUGAAUGAUGCACAAUUGGCCGCCCGCGUGUUCCGUACUCUCGUCCACGAGGGUAAGUCUUUGGUAGCUUACCAGGGUGCUUUUGACUUGGUCAAUUCCGCCUCCCAGGAACUUCUUGUGAAUGUCACUGAGACCCUCUCCAAAGACGAGAAGUUCGACUCCACUGAUCCUGUGGCCAAGCGUUUGCUACAUAUAUUGUCAGGUGUGCCAACUUGCGACUUGAACAUCACAUUUCUUCACAACAACAAGAGCAUUGAUGUGUCCAUUUUGAACACGAGUAAAAGCUUGUUGGAUGGUCGCAAUUCUAUUUUCCACUCCGCAAUCACCUUCUCCAACGCAUACAUGCACAUGGGUACCACUGACGACUCAUUCUUCCGCAAGAACUUGGAGUGGUUGAACAAAGCAUGCAACUGGUCCAAGUUUUCUGCCACCGCUGCAUUGGGUGUCAUUCACAAGGGUAACUUGUCCCAAGGCUUGAGCAUUUUGAAACCAUACUUGCCAGAAACAACUGGUUCUCCAUACACGAAGGGUGGUUCAUUGUUUGCUCUUGGCCUCAUUUUUGCCGGCCAUGGCAGAAGUACGCUUGACUACCUUAAGAAGUUUGUUCUCGAACAUGGCAAUGCUGCUGGAAGCAUGGACUCAGAUGUCAUGUUGCAUGGUGCCUGUCUCGGGUGCGGUGUUGCUGGUAUGGGCUGCAAUAGCGAGAGCCUCUACGAAGCUUUGAAGGUCGUCCUUUACUCGGACUCUGCUGUCUCUGGUCAGGCAGCUGGUUUGGCUAUGGGAUUAGUCAUGCUCGGAUCCGGUAAUGCCGAGGCAAUCAAUGAUAUGUUCACAUAUGCUCAAGAGACUCAACACGAGCACAUCAUUCGCGGCUUGGCCGUGGGUAUUGCUUUACUCAAUUUCGGUAGAGAAGAUGAGGCAAUGGGCAUCAUUGAUAAACUCUUGGACCAAGAACACCCAAUUUUGAGAUAUGGUGGUGUAUUCACUCUCUCGUUGGCUUACGCCGGUACAGGAAACAAUGAAGCCAUCAAAAAAUUGUUGCACUUUGCUGUCUCUGAUCCAUCUGAUGAUGUUCGUAGAGCAUCUGUCCUCGGUCUUGGAUUCUUGUUGAUUCGCGACCACACCGCUGCUCCUCAAAUCGUCGAAUUGUUGUCUCAAUCUCACAACCCGCAUGUUCGUUAUGGUACGGCCAUGGCCUUGGGAAUUGCUUGUGGUGGAAGAGCUCUCCCAGCUGCAUUGGAGGUUUUGGAGCCAUUGACUAAAGAUUCCGUCGACUUUGUUCGUCAAGGUGCUUUGCAAGCUUCGGCAAUGAUUUUGAUCCAGCAAAACGAGACAGUCUAUCCUAAGGUAAAGGAUUUCCACAAGUUGUACCUGGAUACCAUCAAGAACAAGCACGAAGACGCUUUAGCCAAAUUCGGAGCCACUCUUGCCCAAGGUAUCAUCGAUGCUGGUGGCAGAAAUGUGACCAUCAACUUGGAGAACCCAACUACCAACACAUUAAAUGUCAAAGCUGUCGUCGGACUUGCGAUUUUUGCCCAAUCAUGGUUCUGGUAUCCAUUUGCUCAUUUCCUCUCGCUCUCAUUCACACCAACUGCCAUCAUUGGUGUUAAUUCCGACCUCAAAGUGCCAAAGUUUGACUUGAAUGUCCAGAGUAAGCCAGAAUAUUUCCAAUACCCUCCCAAGGUUGAGGAGGCUAAGGAGAAGCAACCAGACAAAAUCACAAAGGCUGUCUUGUCGACUACAAUCAGGGCUAAAGCCAGAGCCAAGAAGCAACAGGCUAAGAAAUCCAAGGAUGAGAAAGAAGAUGCAAUGGAGGUUGACGCACCAAAAGCGGAUGAAAACAAAAGUAAAACAUCUACAGGAAAGGAUGAAGCUUCGAGCAAGCCCGAGGAAAAGGACGAGAAAUCUAAUGCACCAAAAGUUACUUCAUUUGAGCCUAACACCAUCAGAUACCUGAAAGUGCCAUACAAGAUCAGUAAUUUUUCGAGGGUCUUGCCAAACCAAGCUAAUUUUGUAUCAUUCUCAAAGGAUGAAAGGUUUGUGCCAAUUAGAAAGUUCCGGGGUGCCGGAGGUAUAAUUGUACUCGCUGAUACAAAGCCUGGAGAGCCAGUGGAGAUUAUCAAGACUGUCAGACAAAUGAACAUCACCGAGGCUCCUCUUCCAGAACCGUUUACCUUGAGCGGUGAGGAUUUGGUAGAUGAUAUUGAGUAA